Vigna umbellata (rice bean) is the source of this 5550-nucleotide messenger RNA. NCBI's taxonomy places the organism in Eukaryota, Viridiplantae, Streptophyta, Magnoliopsida, Fabales, Fabaceae. The record is from RefSeq and is a predicted model, not a curated record.
UUACAAGUUCAAGAGAGUCACUUUCUUUUCUGAAAUGGACAUAACGCAUGUUCAGGUAUUCCUCACAGUUAGUAAAGAUUGACCAUAGAAUGUGUUACAUGGUUAAAAACAAGAACUUUUCUCUCUUAUUAGAAGAUGGAGAAUGAUGGUGUGCAUUUUAAGAAGGAAAAUGCUGUGUUGACAGUAUGGAAGAUGAGGCAAAUAUUGCUCAGGUGACAAAGGUUAGAAAGGUAAUAUGGAUUCACAUUUAAAUAUUUCUAAAUGUUCUAGGGUUGGGAGGCAGAAGAAUAGAUUGGUUAGGAGAAGGAGAUGGAGGGAGAGAGAAGUGACGGUGUUGUUGAAGGCAUGGUCCUGCCGUGUUCGGAGGAGUCCAAUCCUUGGUAGUGGCGGUUUGGGAACGACCAUUUGAGGGUGUCGAAACCUUGGCAGUGGCGUUGUGGAAACCUUCAUUUGACCAGAAAUAUAGUUGGAGAGUGAAUCAUUGGUCACCGUCACCGUCACCGUAAGGGUGAUCAUCGGAGAUAAAAGGAGCAGGAGCAUAGAUUUAUAUUUAUUGCAGCAAAGGGAUGGUCUUCCUUUGAGGUUUGGUAAUUUUGCAACCAAAGGAGAGAUUUGGAUGGACAAAAGCAAGAGUUUGAAUUUGGCAAAUCUAGUGCAACUCUGCGUCACCAACAAAGAUCUUUUAGCCGGCAAGGUUCUUCACGCUCGACUUUUCCGUCUCCGUCUUUUCUCUGACACCUUUCUCUCCAACCACUUCAUCGAACUUUAUUCAAAGUGUGAUGAAAUUGCCUCCGCCCACAAUGUGUUCGACAAUAUACCUCACAAAAAUAUCUUUUCCUGGAACGCCAUUUUGGCUGCAUAUUGCAAAACCCGCAACUUGCAACGCGCGUGCCGUCUGUUCCUGCAAAUGCCUCAGAGGAACACCGUCUCACUGAACACCUUAAUCAGCACAAUGGUCAGGUGUGGCUAUGAACGCCAAGCAGUGGAUACCUACGAUUCGAUGAUGCUGGAUGGAAUUAAACCCUCCCACAUAACGUUCGCUACUGUUUUUAGUGCUUGUGGUACUUUGUUGGAUGCGGACUGUGGCAGGAGAAAUCAUGGGUUUGUGGUCAAGGUUGGUCUUGAAAGUAAUAUAUAUGUCGUUAAUGCUCUUUUGUGCAUGUAUGCUAAGUGUAGGCUUAAUGUGGAUGCGCUUCGUGUUUUUAGGGACAUUCCUGAGCCUAAUGAGGUUACUUUCACCACCAUGAUAGGGGCAUUAGCUCAGACAGAUCAAUUCAAGGAAGCUUUGGAGUUGUUUAGACUCAUGUUGAGAAAAAGGGUUCCUGUUGAUUCUGUCUCCUUGUCCAGCAUAUUGGGUGUCUGUGCGAAAGGGGAAAGGGACAUCGGUCUCUGUCAUGGUCUCUCAUGUAAUGCACAAGGAAAACAAAUGCACACAAUGUCAAUUAAACUGGGAUUUGAUAGAGACCUCCAUUUAUGCAACUCUUUGCUUGAUAUGUAUGCGAAAAUUGGGGAUAUGGACAGUGCUGAGAUGGUUUUUGUUAAUUUGAAUCAGCACAGUAAUGUUUCUUGGAAUAUAAUGAUAGCUGGGUAUGGGAAUAGAUGUAACAGUGAGAAAGCGGCAGAGUAUCUUCAUAGAAUGCAGUGUGAUGGAUAUGAACCAGAUGAUGUUACAUAUAUUAAUAUGCUGACAGCGUGUGUCAAGUCUGGGGAUGUAAGAAUCGGGCGUCUAAUAUUUGACUGCAUGCCAUGCCCAAAUUUGGCUUCAUGGAAUGCUAUACUCUCAGUCUAUAAUCAAAUUGCGGACCAUAGAGAGGCAAUUGAACUGUUUAGAAAAAUGCAGUUUCAAUGCCAACAUCCUGAUCGGACUACUUUGGCCAUUAUUCUCAGUUCAUGUGCUGAACUUAGACUUCUUGAGGUUGGAAAAGAGGUUCAUGCUGCAGCUCAAAAGUUUGGAUUUUAUGAUGAUGUCUACGUUGCCAGUAGCCUUAUUAAUAUGUACUCCAAGUGUGGGAAAAUGGAGUUGUGUGAGCAUGUGUUCCGUAAACUGCCUGAACUAGAUAUUGUAUGUUGGAACUCAAUGUUAGCAGGGUUCUCAAUCAAUGCUCUUGAACAAGAUGCCUUGUCUUUGUUCAAACAGAUGCGAUCACUUGGCUUCUUCCCAUCUGAGUUUUCUUUUGCUACCAUAGUGAGCUCUUGUGCAAAUAUUUCUUCCUUGUUUCAAGGUCAACUGUUUCAUGCUCAGAUCAUAAAAGAUGGUUUUCUAGAUGACAUAUUUGUGGGGAGUUCUCUAAUAGAAAUGUAUUGUAAAUGUGGUGAUGUGCAUGGGGCCAGAUGUAUUUUUGAUGUGAUGCCUGGUAAAAAUACCGUUACCUGGAAUGAAAUGAUACACGGUUAUGCACAAAAUGGAGAUGGUCGUAGUGCUCUGUGCCUUUAUAAUGAAAUGGUUUCAUAUGGUGAGAAACCUGAUGAUAUUACUUUUGUUGCUGUUUUAACUGCUUGUAGCCACUCGUCUUUGGUUGAUGAAGGACUUGAAAUAUUCAAUGUCAUGCUGCCAAAAUUUGGAGUGGUGCCAAAGUUGGAUCAUUACACUUGCAUUAUAGAUUGUCUGAGUCGAGCAGGGAGAUUUCAUGAAGUAGAAGUCUUUUUAGAUACCAUGCCAUGUAAAGAUGAUGCAGUUGUAUGGGAGGUUGUGUUAAGUUCAUGCCGUAUUCAUGCUAACUUAACCUUAGCAAAAAGAGCUGCUGAGGAACUCUAUCGACUGGACCCCCAAAAUGCUGCUUCAUAUGUGCUUCUUGCCAACACGUACUCUUCUUUGGGAAGAUGGGAUGAUGCACGUGUUGUAAGGGAUAUGAUGAGUGAUAAAAAGGUCCCUAAGGAUCCCGGUUAUAGUAGGAGUGUGUGCAAGAGUGAUACACAAAUGAUUCUUGAAAACAAACAAUAAUCUCAUUAUGAUGGUUGUUGAAAUCAAAGCACCUCUGCAGAGACCUCGAUCAUUUAUACAAAAGGGACCUUGUGUUCUACUGGAAGAUCGAUGAUACUUCCCAUGACAACGCUUUUAUGACUAUCAGUUGCUUAUUAAACUGGAGACUGAUGUCGUCUGAGUGACAUUCCCUCUGAAAAUUUUCAUGGAGAACAUCGGCCACACGGUUUAGGAAGCUGGGACUUGAAAUUAAUAGUAUUAGAGCUUGAGGAGUCUAUUCUUGCAGGAUUUGUUAUCUUCUAGGCUAUAGUAUUAUUGGUAAUUUGCACCUUUCACGUCACUGGUGAAGGAAACUACGCUGGCGCCUGUUGUUGCGGUAGGUGGGUUGGAUGGGUAUUGAUUUAUAACAAGGAGAGAAUUUGGUGUUUUCUUUCGUUGGCUUAAACAUCAAACAGGUAGACAUGUUAGGUUGUGCCCUCUUUAGUCUCCAAUUAUGUGGGUGCCCUCUUUCAAUUUUUUUAUCUAAUUUUUAGAGGUGCAUUUUACACACUAUACUCGCAUUAGCUAAAAGUUUUCUCUUUCAAACAUAUACAAAUAUCCUACCUUUUUUCAUUAAAGAAAGAACCUUAACAGUCAAGAAACAAAAAGAAACUAAUAGUAAAACCCAAUGGUUGAAUAAUCAGCCAACAAGGGAUACAUAAAAAAGGGAGGAGGGAAGUAAGAAUUUUGUUGUCCAUAAUUUUUCGGUUGUGUUGACCGUACUUGUGCUCAUUUGGUUGGAUCUGUCAUACUGAGAUGGAGUUGUUGCAAGCACUGUGGGGUGUAGCUGCGAAGACUUUAACGCCUAAAUCAGUGAUGGGCAAGGUAAAACUGUUUAAUGAUGAAUUGAAACGGGCCCCGCGAAGGUGACAAAUGAACAUUGAUGGGGUAGAUAGGUGAAAUGCGUGGAUCGAUUUUUGUCAUCUUGUCAUAUAUUGUUAGAAGAUCUGUUGUGGAUUAGUCAGGUGUCUUUUUGUAAGCAACAUACAUGUGUGUCAAUGGAUAUUGUGUGAUUUCAGAAAUUAGGAGACAAGUGGGUUAGUGGAGGGAUGAGCCAAGCAUGAAGUUGGGAUCAACAAGAGCUCUGAUGGAAUGGGUGCUCUCUAGAAUUGAAUCCAAAAUAGUUGCCAGUCAACUGUUUGGGCAGUCCGAGGAGUUACUUAGAGGAUUAGUUAAUCGAGGUAAUGGCCCUUCAGGGAUUUCAAAUGCCUUCAGGGCACUCAAAUCCAACCACUAAAAGCAACAAAGACAGAAGAAUCGUUUGGGAGUGCGAGAGUGAACUGAAGGUCAGCCUCCAAAAUGCGAGAUUAAGCUAAGAAUGAAUGGGUCUGAGUAAGUUUAGAAUGAGCGUGAUUAAGAAUAUGGGUUUGCGAAGGUGGCGAAGGUGGCUGGAGAAGGUAGAAAAGGAGACAAGAGAAGGUGGUCGAGAAGGUGUGUAUGUGGAGGGCCAAAUAAAACCUAAGGUUAAGAGGUGAAAUAAAAAAUAUAAUAUCUAGAAUUUCUUUGUUUACAGACAGAUAAAGGAGGUGAAUUCAGUUCUAAUUUUUUUGGUGAUUUUUGCGUGAACCAAGGUACACAAAGAUAAUUGGCAGCAACUUAUACUCUGAAGCAGAAUGGAGUUGCUGAGAAAAAAAACAGAAUCAUCAUGAACAUGGUUCGGUCAAUGCUAAUAGGGACACGUGUUCCUAAAGUAUUUUGGCCAAAAACAACAGGAUGGUGUGUUCAUGUUCUUAAUAGGAGCCCCACAACAGUAGUGCAGGACAAAACCCUCGAGGAAGCUUGGAGUGGAAUAAAGCUUUCUGUUAAGGUGCUUGGGUGUAUAACUCAUGUACAUACAUCAGAUCAACAGCAAGUCAAAUUGGAUGACAAGAGUAAAAGGUGUGUUCUCAUUGGAAUGAGUGAUGAAUCCAAGGCUUAUAGACUGUUGGACCUAACCACUCAAAAAAACAUCAGAGAUGUUAUAUUUGAAGAAGAAAAAGGCUGGGAUUAGGAGCAGCAUGACAAAAACCAGUCAACACCCUUUAAGUUGGGGUAAAAUAACAGCACAUGACAGUGACACCGAGGAGGAAACUGAACAAAAUGGAGUACAACUUUCAGGGUAGCAGACAGAAGAAAAUCUGAAUGAAUACUAAAGUUAACACUGAUCAAAAUGAGUCUCAUCUUCCAAUAGUUGAUAAUUCAGUUAAAGGGAGGAUUAGAAGAUGUAGAAGAGAACCAAUUUGGAUGAUUGGUUAUGGAAAGGGAGAAGGUCUAUUUGAUGAAGAUGCAAUGAUGGUGAUAGAAGAUGAUCCAGUGACAUUUGAAGAAGCUGCCAAAACUUGGCGAGAUGCAAUGGAGAGAGAGAUUGAGGCCAUAAAAAAGAACAAAACAUGAAAUUUAACACUUAGGACUUAUUGGAUUUAUAACUAAGACCCAUAAAAGUAGUCUCACCAGAGUAAAAAUAGUCUUUCUACAUUAAUCUCCUAUCUGGGCAUACUUUGUAUCUCUUUUUGGUGACCCAUCUUAGACUAAUAAUUAAUGAACAACAAUCGAUCGAAGAGUUGAAAGAAACUUUCUACUAUAUCCUCUUCAAAUCGAUUCACAUUGAAAUU